UGUGUGUUUUCCCACUUUGUAUGCUGUGUUACUACUUUAUUUUGGUUAGAGUCUCUGUGGUUUAAAUGACUGAUUUGUUUUUAUUUUGAGAGAUAGAACCAACUAAAUUCAUCAGAAGCUAUCACAGGUGAAAACAGUAAUAAACACAGAUCUCUGUAGAAUUGAGCUCAUUCACAUGAAUUAAAACGUUUUCCCGUGCUGUUACAGUUAUCAGAUAACACGUUAAAGGUGAGACGGGUGUGUGUUAAAGUCCAUGUGUUUCUGACGUGCAGGCUGUGUGACUGUACUGUAGCUGGUGUGUUUGGGGAGAGUGAGAGAGUGAACUGUAGGAGGUACAGCUCAUUAUCCUGGACUAACUCUCACCCCCCUCUCUUCUCUCUUCUCUUCAGUCCACCACUCAGCAGCACAGCCUAUCUAAAUUCACAAAUAUUUUGUACCAUAUUAUGUUCUAUGCAUUUUAUUUUAAACUGCUCAUUAUCUCAGUGCACACAUUGUAAAGAACAUCUGAAGCGGUUUAAUCUGGGACUAUCGAGGAGAGAAAUGUUCUGGCUGCAGUGUUCCUGUGUUCUGCUGCUCUGGAUUGCAGACUGUGUUAGCGGGAGACAUCCGAGCUGCCACUUCUGGUUUGAGCUGCAGUCAGCAGAGAGAGAAUGUCUGUCCAAGCUGGAGGGAAGUCUGGAGUCUGGAGGCUGCCCAGGCAUGUGGGACAACUUUUCCUGUUGGCACCAUGCAGAGGUGGGUGAAGUGGUCACCAAUUCCUGUCCAGAGGCUCUGAAAAACCUCUUUGGCCAAGAUGGGAACAUCAGCCGAACCUGUACAACUAAAGGCUGGUCAGACUCAUACCCCAGCUUAAACAGUGUCUGUUUUUCUGAAUCCAAACCCAACAAGCAGGUGUUUUACAUGGUGGUGAAGACGCUGUACACACUGGGACACAGUCUGUCUCUCAUCGCUCUCCUCACUGGCAGUGCCAUCCUGUGUCUUUUCAGGAAGCUCCACUGCACCAGGAACUACAUCCAUCUGAAUCUGUUCUUCUCCUUCAUCCUGAGAUCUGUAGCUGUGUUGACAAAGGACGCCAUUUUAUUUUCUCACAGUGAGAACACACAGUGUGACAAACAGCCCUCACUGAUUGGGUGUAAAGCCAGUCUGGUCAGUUUUCACUACUUCAUUAUGGCUAAUUUCUUCUGGCUGCUGGUGGAAGGUCUGUACCUUCACACUCUACUGAUGGUGAUCUUCUCCAAGAAUCACCACUUUCUCAUCUAUCUCUUUAUCGGAUGGGGAUUCCCGACAGUCUUCGUGACAGUGUGGAUAAUUUGUAGGAUUUAUCUGGAGGACACGGGAUGCUGGGAAAGAAAUGAAGCCAUGAUUCCUUGGAGGGUGAUCGACUGGCCAGUCAUGGCCUCUGUUAUAAUCAACUUCAUUCUGUUCAUCAGCAUCAUUCAGAUUCUGGUUCAGAAGCUGCGGUGCCCGGAUGUAGGGGGAAACGACCAGAGUCAGUACAGGAGGCUGGCGAAGUCAACGCUGUUGUUGAUUCCACUCUUUGGGGUUAAUUAUGUGGUGUUUGUAUACAUGAGAGAAGAGAGUCAAAAUGACAUAUUCAAAGACUAUAAAAUAUUCUUUGACCUUGGUCUUGGCUCUUUCCAGGGUCUGGUUGUUGCCAUUUUAUAUUGCUUUCUCAACAGUGAGGUCCAGAGUGAGCUAAAGAGGAAGUGGAGGAGUGUGUGUCUGAAGCGUUACAUCAAUCGAGACUACAGGCUGCACGGUUCAUCCAUCUCUAGAAACGGCAUGGACAACGUGGCACUUUUUCUUCGUAACUCUAGAGCUCAGUCAUUCCUACAGACCACUGAAACCACUGUGUGAGCCUGGACACUCUCUCUCUCUCUCUCUCUCACACACACACACACACCAGGACCAGCUGUACAGAAAACAGGACAUAGGAGGUCCAGUGCAAUUUUUUACAUAUAAGUUUAUUUGUGCCUUUGUUUUGUUAUGCAACGAUAAAUUGAAACUGGAUUUCUCAAGUUGUUUUCAAUUAUUUAUUCUAUGCCAAAUGUUGCUGUCUUCUCUUGUGCUGGACCUUUUUUGUAAUCCUUUUUGGGAGUCAUUUUGUAAUCAAUUACUUAAUUUAAAAUAAACAGAUUGAGGCAUGCAUGGGAUAUUGGUGUAUUUAACAAUGACAGAUUGAUAAUUAAAAAUAUAUUUUUAGGCCAAAUGUCAAAAACUAGGUGAUUAAUUGAAAAAUUAAACAUUAUUUGAAUAUUUAACAUGUUGCAGAGUGCACAUUAAUGGUAUCCACACAGUCUGUUCAUGUCACAUUCAAAUCACAGUAGAAAAAAAUUAUGAAAAAAAAAAUUCAUGAGCAGACUAAAAUGAUCAGUUUUGUUUUUUAAGUUUGCAUUGAAUAGUCUCUAAAAUAAUUAUCUAAAAAAAAGUGUCAUGCCAUAUUUUUUGCACACUUUAUACCUUUACCGCAAUGAGGUCAUAAAUGAUUUCAUGAUGAAGUCAUUCUGUGUUCCGACUUCCCACUUCCAAAGUAAAUUGAAUGCAGCACAUGUUUUAAGUUGAACACGAUAUUUCAGAACCCAUAUAUUUUGUUUUUCAUUUCUAGUGUUUUAAAAGAAGUAGGGUUAGAGUUAGGUUGAAUGCUGUCACAUACACAGAAAAACAGAUUCAAAUGUUUUAUUUCCAAACAUUUCUUAAUUAGUCCAGAACUAUGACUAUCAUAUUGUUUCUACCUGUUCAUUCUCUGAACAGAAUUAAAUUCAGUGAUUGUUCCUAACACAAAAUGUAAGAAAUGAAAAGCAAAAU
Molecule: messenger RNA, 2805 nt
Organism: Ictalurus furcatus (blue catfish)
Lineage: Eukaryota; Metazoa; Chordata; Actinopteri; Siluriformes; Ictaluridae
Gene: vipr2
Product: vasoactive intestinal peptide receptor 2
Exons: 13
Coding region: 451-1857 (468 amino acids)
Biological process (GO): cell surface receptor signaling pathway; adenylate cyclase-modulating G protein-coupled receptor signaling pathway
Cellular component (GO): plasma membrane
Molecular function (GO): peptide hormone binding; vasoactive intestinal polypeptide receptor activity; G protein-coupled peptide receptor activity
Source: RefSeq, a predicted model, not a curated record